This is a messenger RNA of Emericellopsis cladophorae, 325 nucleotides long. RefSeq lists its product as uncharacterized. The annotation marks the transcript as partial. The transcript is spliced from 3 exons. Lineage: Eukaryota; Fungi; Ascomycota; Sordariomycetes; Hypocreales; Bionectriaceae. The record is from RefSeq and is a predicted model, not a curated record.
AUGACCUCCCGCCCGACGCCUCUAGAGUUACCUCAGGAUACGCGCGCCUUCGUAGAUGCCAUUGCGAACCUCACCGAUCAUAUAGCUGCACUAGACGAGAAAACAGCCACCCUCGAAACCAAGAUCAUCGAGGAGAGCGCGGCUAACCGGAACCUUCUUGCUCAGAUGAAGGAUAAGGAUAUGCAGAUUAUCGAGGCAACCGUGACCGCCCGACUCGCCCAGCAAGCCAGCUUACCGACCCUCCUCACUUGGGAACGACUCCGCCGCCUGCUGCCGGAUCUACCACCUCCUCCCGACUGUCUGAGAAGCUUCCCGACCCUGACAA